CUGUAUUAUCUCCGUAGGCUUCUUUGUACCCCAUACCCACUCUGAACAGCUCGACCCUCUGUCUUCACUGCUCGAAUUGCUUUCUACCUUUCUGUUCCCUUGACGUACCAACCACAGACACGAUGGCACAAGCAGGCGGCACCGGAUCAUACAACAACCCUCUGAAGAAGUUCAAAUUGGUCUUCCUCGGCGAGCAAAGCGUUGGCAAGACGUCGCUCAUCACGCGCUUCAUGUACGACUCUUUCGAUAAUAUGUACCAGGCGACAAUAGGCAUCGACUUCCUCUCCAAAACCAUGUACCUUGAAGACCGAACAGUGCGAUUACAAUUAUGGGACACAGCGGGACAGGAGCGGUUCCGAAGUUUAAUUCCCUCCUACAUCCGAGAUUCAAGCGUGGCAGUGGUGGUAUACGAUAUAUCGAAUGCGAAGUCAUUCCAGAACACACGGAAAUGGGUAGACGAUGUGCGAGGCGAGCGCGGAAACGAUGUGAUAAUUGUGUUGGUGGGAAACAAGACGGAUUUGAAUGACAAGCGAGAGGUUACAACAGCGCAGGGCGAGGAAGAGGCAAAGAAGAACAACCUCAUGUUCAUCGAGACGAGUGCAAAGGUUGGACAUAACGUUAAGAACCUAUUCAGGAGGAUAGCGCAGGCAUUACCAGGGAUGGACGGCGCAGAGGGCGCUGCAGCUACCGAAAAUACGAGGAUCGAUGUCGAUAUCAACCAAGCGCCGGUCAGCCAGGAGGGAUGUGCAUGUUGA
Messenger RNA from Amorphotheca resinae ATCC 22711, 755 nucleotides. RefSeq lists its product as hypothetical. The transcript is spliced from 6 exons. Gene Ontology annotation, molecular function: GTPase activity; GTP binding. NCBI's taxonomy places the organism in Eukaryota, Fungi, Ascomycota, Leotiomycetes, Helotiales, Amorphothecaceae. The record is from RefSeq and is a predicted model, not a curated record. The coding region runs from base 123 to 755 and encodes 210 amino acids.